AUGCAAUCAUUUAAUGAUUAGCAAUCUCACUCUACAACUUUAGAGCCAUCGAAGUAACUUAUCAUUUUAAGUAGGUCAUUCAAAACUAGAGCCAUCUUUGAUUCAAUGGAGAUUUCAACUAAAUAAUUCUAUAUGUUUGAUAAUGACACAGGGGAAAUAAUAGACCUUAGAACUUCAGAGAUAGUUGAAUAUGAUUAAAUAUAAUUCUAAAAGGAAAAUGCUUGGCAGGAUUUUUGGAAAGAAUCUCAGUUGAAAACAUUGGAGCUUAUUAAAGCAUGCAAAUAAGGUUAGUUUUAAAUUGUAGAAUCAAUAUUGUAAUCUUCAAACUUUAUUGAUAUAAAUGCUAAAGAUUCAAAUGAUUAAACAUGUCUACACUUUGCUUGUAGUUCUGGUAACUUUUAGAUAGCAUAUUAUCUAAUAUAAAAAGGGAGUUUUUUGGAUGAAUAAGAUUAUGAUGGAUGUACUCCUUUGAUGAUAAGUGUAAAAGGCAACCUCAUAGAUAUUGUUACUUUGCUAUUAUAUAACAAAGCAAAUGUUGAUAGAUAAGAUUUUUUGAUGAAUACACCUCUUCAUGUAGCUUUGGAUAAUAAUUCUUUAGAAAUAAUUUAAAUUUUACUUAAAUACAAAGCUGAUCCUUAUAUUAAGAAUGCAGAUACUCUAAAUGCUCUUUAAUUAAUAUCAAAUACAGAAUAGUAAUAAAUAUUCAAAUAAUUUGGAUAUGAAAAAUAAUAUGUAACAGAAAGGUUAGCAUAAAGUACUAAGGAAACUAAAGAAUCUAAAGAAUCUAAGGAUUCAAAUUCAUCUUAUCGUAAAAGUAUCAGUAGAAUAAUGAAGUUUUUAGGGUAAUCUGUACCUACUAAUUCUUUAUAAAAAUAAUAAUAAUAGGCAAGAUAAUCAUUAGUUCCAAUUGGAGGUAAUAAUAUUGGUCCAGAUUCAUUUACAUAUCAUAAAGAAUUAGGGAAAGGUUCUUUUGGUAUUGUUUAUCUAGUAAAAAAAAAGGAUGAAUAGAAUAGUUUAUAUGCUAUGAAAGUAUUGAGAAAAGAGAAAAUAAGUUAAAAAUUAUUACCUUAUAUAUAAACUGAGAAAUCUAUAUUAUCUGUAAUAGAUCAUCCUUUUAUUGUGAAAUUACAUUUUGCUUUCUAAACACAAUACAAAUUAUUUUUGGUUAUGGAUUUCUGUCCAGGUGGUGAUUUAACUAAACUUUUAGAUUUAAAGUCUAAAUUACCAGAACAUGUUGCUAAAAUGUAUACUGCUGAAAUCAUCUUAGCUAUUGAAGCCCUACAUUAAAAUAAAAUUAUGUAUAGGGAUUUAAAACCUUAAAACAUUAUUAUAGAUAAUAAAGGUCAUUGUAUGUUAACUGAUUUUGGUUUAGCUAAAACUGAUAUUGAAAAUGAAGAUACAAAAUCUUUUUGUGGAACUCCUGCUUAUAUGGCACCAGAAGUUGUUAAUAAAAAAUUAUAUAAUCGUUCUGUUGAUUGGUAUUAAUUAGGUACAAUAACACAUGAAAUGCUAUUUGGUAUGCCACCAUAUUAUAGUCAUAAUAGAGAAGAAUUAUUUGAAAAUAUCAAAAAUAAAUAACUUAAAUUUCCUUAAAAUAAUCUAACCAAAGAGGCUCUUUUAUUCAUUUAAUAAGUAACAUAAUAUAUUUAUAUUUUUAGUUAUUAGAGAGAAAUCCUUCUAAGAGACUUGGUUCAAAAAAGGAUUCAGAAGAAGUUAAAAAUCAUCCAUGGUUUUAAGGUAUUAAUUGGGAUGAUGUUAUGAAUAAAAAAUUACCUGUUCCUACACCUAGUAUUAUGAAUUAAGCCAAUCAGACCAUUCAAAUUAAUUUUGAAGAGGAUACACAAAUUCAAUAGAGAAAAGCUAUAGAUAAUUGGACUUUUAUUUCUGAUUGA
Paramecium pentaurelia is the source of this 1892-nucleotide messenger RNA. The record is from the annotation of a GenBank genome assembly. Lineage: Eukaryota; Ciliophora; Oligohymenophorea; Peniculida; Parameciidae.